This is a messenger RNA of Arachis stenosperma, 1886 nucleotides long. RefSeq lists its product as uncharacterized. Bases 897 to 1115 code for a protein of 72 amino acids. The transcript has a single exon. Lineage: Eukaryota; Viridiplantae; Streptophyta; Magnoliopsida; Fabales; Fabaceae. The record is from RefSeq and is a predicted model, not a curated record.
CCGACUAUAGAUCUCUUUCUCUCACGCUAUUUUAUAUGAGGUACACAAGAGUACUUCGCGCCACAACCAUCUCUUUUUUAUAAGUUCUACGGACCGAUGCCUGCUGCUUCAUCUGGGAGAAAAGAAUCAUAGAUAUGCCGGUCAUUAGAAGGAAGAACCGCCAUAAAAAGAUUCCUCGUGUAUCAUCUGUAGCAAAACUAUGAACGGAAGCUAGCAAUCCGGACCGUAUUGAAAAGGUUCCUGAGACACAGCAUGGAAGAGUCACAAUAUUAAGAACCGAGAUCCAAGAAUGAAGAAGGGGUAGAAUUACGGAAUGAAUACGAGCUGUGGCUAAUACCCAAGGCAUAAAAGAAGCAUUUUCUACGGGAUCCCGAAACCACCAGCCACCCCGACCUAAUUCAUGAUGAGCCCACCAACUUCCUGGCAUGAUGCCCACGGUUAAAAACCACCGACAUGUCAAGAUCCAAAUUCGAAUCAGUUUCUGGUCCUGGUCAGAUACCACUGUGUUCGCGCCGGCGCUCCAACAAAGAGGCGAAGUAGUGGUAUCUUUCUGUUCAUUACGAAUGACACGCUUCGCCUGCUCCCUCCCCGUGCCCACUAGCGCUCCUGUCCAGAGCGAAGAGAAGGCGAAAAAGCGCCGCCAAAGCAGCAUGAGCAGGCUUCUAUUGCUACGCAACAAAAGAGCUGGAUAGCAUUUUGCGACCACAUGUUUGAAUUUGUUGUUAAAAAGAUCCCUUGUUAUACGGGAUCCGACGCAUCCAGCGGAGCGAAGCAGCGUUCCCUUCUUUUCGGCGGCAUCCUUCCGCAUUGGCGGCGAGUGGAGUGCCACAAUCCCGUUCAUCAUUUUUGAUCUACAUAAUCCAAAUGCCAUAGCACUGGCGACGUCUCCGGCAUAAAUGCAAGGAGGAUGUAUAGCUGAUAUAGGAUCUUGUGGAACAGGAUUUGAUUCUGCAAGCGGUUCGGUACGAACGAAGAAAUUUCGAACAAAAGGAUCGGAACUCGCUGAUAGGAAAGGAGAGAAAAACAAAGCAAUGCCAAGAGCUCCGUCAAUCCGCUGUUCAUCGAUAGACGAAGCUCUCUCUUUAUCAUCUCGCGCCAGAUGCAACAAAGGAUGAGUCCUUCUUUUUCCUUCUCGCGAACCACGGGAGCGCCUAGCACCUAGAGGAGCAAAGCUCAAUUUCCUUUCAGGGUAAAGCGGCGCAUAAAAAAGGGCUGGCCCGUCAAACGUCCGGUUCCUUCGCGAACGAAGUUCAGAAUCAACAAGGGUUCGUAGAACGAAGGGAGUGUACAACUGGGGCGCAGCCCCACUUUUUUGUUCGUAACGAGGGAGAGAUAGAAUGGAGUUCUUCACGAAGUUCGAGACAAAGUAAUAAAAAACUGCUCUAUGGCCUCCUCGUUUUGAGACAUUAUGGCUUUGGGGUCGACCCCGGUAACAAAGAAGGAAUCCAUAAAAACGUGGGAUCCGACACCAUGAUAAAAUACUACCCUCAUGAUUAGACCAUGUCCCUGAGAUUUGAUAAAAGAAAGGUGCAUUAGCGGUUAAUACGUUGUAAUUUGAUAAGUUAUUAGGAAUAUGACGGAACGAAAGACCAAGGAAAGAAAGAAGAAUGCACCAAAAUGCAGGUGCUGCACCAAACGCUGGUGGUUCUUUCUUGUUGUAAGUGAAUGCAACGAAAAGACCCGGAAAUAACGAAUAAUGAAACAAUUCAUAUAUUAUUGACAUUUCGUGCUGUGUGUGCUUAUUCAAAAAAAAUUCUGCUUUGUUAUUCCCAUCAUCCGGUAACCACAGGAUGAUCCACAAGAAAGGUGGCAGGAUUCGAACCUAUGGCCGGCCCGCCCCUGACCCUAUGAUUUUAGGGGGGUUGGGUGGCCGGGUUAGCACCCCU